Jaculus jaculus (lesser Egyptian jerboa) is the source of this 1795-nucleotide messenger RNA. It is a transcript of the gene C8H6orf47, whose product is annotated as chromosome 8 C6orf47 homolog. NCBI's taxonomy places the organism in Eukaryota, Metazoa, Chordata, Mammalia, Rodentia, Dipodidae. The record is from RefSeq and is a predicted model, not a curated record. The transcript has 2 exons. The coding region runs from base 229 to 1122 and encodes 297 amino acids.
CUUCCUGCUCCGCGAGCUCCCGUGGCCAGCAGUUUAAGGUCUCCUCACUUCCAGGAGGACCAGCCAAAGAGCCCUUCUUCCUGUCUUCCUUUGAUGGAGCACCACCUCCCCCGAUUCUGGGGCACCUUGGGGUGUGGCCUUGAUUUUGGCUUCUGAGGAGACUCUCCAGAGGUUAAUCAGUGCCAGGAAGUGGUCGCAAAUUUGGGGGCUAUAAUACGCAUUGCAGCCAUGUUCCUGCGAAGGCUUGGUAGCUGGCUACCUCGCCCUUGGGGACGGCGGAAACCAACGAAGCCUGACCCCCCUGCCCCAGAACCCAGAUGGGUGGACAGCUCCCCCGAGAAUUCAGGGAGUGACUGGGACAGUGCGCCGGAAAAUAUGGGAGAUGUGGGGCCUCCCAAGACCAAGGACUUGGGGUCACUGAGGAGCCGUGGGGCUACUCCAGAAGCAAGCAGGGAGUCCCAGCUUGAGCAACUGGGGAACAAGAGAAUGGAUCCCCUCAAGUGGGACAAGACUGUCUCCAGCACUCCAGAGUCUGUGAGACUGGAGCCUGGAGGAGCCAUUCCCAAAUUGGGAUGGGAUCCUGUGGAUUCAGGAAGCACCAGGAUAUCCAGGGUGUCCUCUGAAGGAGGCCUGUUUACCUCUGGACCUUUGGAAACCUCAGUGGAGAAACCUGGCCAGCGUCAGAAGCUACUGGGCUGGCUGCGGGGGGAACCAGGUGCUCCCCCACAGUACCUGGGGAGCCCAGAGGAGUGUCUGCAGAUCUCCACCAAUCUGACCCUGCACCUGUUGGAGCUGCUUGCCUCAGCACUGCUGGCACUGUGCUCUCGGCCACUUCGGGCAGCCCUGGACGCAUUGGGUCUCCGAGGACCCAUAGGCCUCUGGCUACAUGGGCUGUUGUCCUUUCUGGCUGCCCUGCAUGGGCUCCAUGCUGUACUGAGUCUGCUUACUGCCCACCCGCUGCAUUUUGCCUGCCUCUUUGGCCUCCUGCAGGCCCUGGUGCUGGCUGUCAGCCUCCGGGAGUCCAGUGGGAAUGAGGAGGCCACUGAGUGGGAGGACGAGGGAUCUGGGAGGGAGGCUGAGGAGCGGGAGGAGGCCCAGCAAAAGGACUGUGACAGUGGGUAGGGUGGGGACAAAGGGUGAAGACACUGUGACCUUUAGGAGGAAAGUGGGGACACCCAGUUUGUAAGCACAGGGACCUCAGGGGACGGGAAAGAAACCCUAGAGCAGGAGGGCACAGUGACACCCUUCACAUGCAGUGAGAGACAGUGCUGUUCAACGGGCUGUCUGCUUAUGGAUAGUGGGGCAUUGCCCGUGGAAUCACCAGCUGUUAUUACCUUUGGCUUUUACAUUUUUCCCACCUCAAGGUUUUUUCUUUCUACCAUGUUUUUUUUUCCCCACCUCCACUGCUAAAAAAAAAAAAAAAAAAAAAAAAAAAAAAAAAAAAUUGUGAUGGUGGAGAGUGAAGACCAAAGGGUACGUUCCACCUUUCCCAAACUCCCCAGGGGUAGAAGAAGCCAGAGGCAGGACAGAGGUCUCUAUGAAGAGGGUGAUGGGAGAUUCAUAUCCUUUGUAUCCCGGGACCUAAGCCAUGUUGGGGGGGCGAGUGCUUAGAACCGGGCGUCUAUAGGGGCUGCAAGUGGUAUGGUGCCUGCAGGGAGGAUGUGGUGCUCAUGGGAGCCAGAAGGAGUAGGGAGAGCGCCGGCAGUGUAGCACCGGCACUUGUCAUCUCCACUCAGUGUCCUUUCUAACGUCGUCCACACUACAUCCUAAAUAUACCACUACAAUGUGAGAGGUA